AUGUACAGAAAACCAACACAUGCCGACCGAUUACUAGACCAGUCUUCGUACAACCCGACCUCUCACAAGGCUACUACUAUCAGGACUCUGACGAGACGAGCGCAAGUAGUUUGCGACUCACCUGACAGCCUGUAAGACGAGACUGAUUAUCUUAACAACGUUUUUAGUAAGAACAAUUACAACACGGGCUUUGUUAGACGGGACACUCACAGUAACACUGAUUCCAAGGAUCAGACCAACUCUGGCCCUGUUACGACAGCGACUACACCGUACAUCAGAGGCACCUCUGAAACUAUUGCACGUAUAUUACAACCUUACAAUAUACGUGUUGCACAAAAACCGAUAACCACUUUACGGCGACUGCUUACUAAUGUCAAGGACAAAGACAAACUGGAGGACAGACAGGGAGCAGUAUACAAGAUCAAAUGCUGCGACUGCCAUGCUUCUUACAUUGGUGAAACCGGCAGAAAGCUAGGCACGCGACUGACCGAACACAAGCGAGCGACGAGCAAUGGUGACGUCAACAAUCACAUUGCUGAGCACCAUUUAAAGACGAAACAUCAAAUUUACUGGGACUCUGCGAGAUGUAUA
Messenger RNA from Porites evermanni, 591 nucleotides. The record is from the annotation of a GenBank genome assembly. Lineage: Eukaryota; Metazoa; Cnidaria; Anthozoa; Scleractinia; Poritidae.